AUGUCGAUUCCAGGAAUCAACUUUUGCUUUGCUGCGCUGCUGCUCAGCCGCGGCUGCUCCGUUGUCAUCGCCGAUAUCUCGCUCCGGCCGGAAGCUCAGAAGCUGGUGGAUGAGUACAGCACGAAAGAGGCGGGCAGGCCGCGAGUCGUGUUUGUGCAGACGGACGUGACCGACUGGCAGCAGCUAGAACGCAUGUUCAGCGUGGGCGUGGACGAGUUUGGCCAGAUUGACAUUGUGUGUCCCGGAGCGGGCAUCUACGAUCCGCACUGGAGCAACUUCUGGCAUCCUCCCGGCAUGCCUGGCGGGCAGAGCAAAGACAGUCCCGAGGGGGGCCGCUACGCCAGUCUCGACAUCAACGUCACGCAUCCCAUCCGCACGACGCAGCUGGCCAUUUCGCACUUCCUGAACCCGCCACCAGGCGUCGACAAGGUCGGCCCGCAGAACCCCAAGAGAGUCAUCAUCAUCUCGAGUGUAGCGGGCCAAAAGGCCAAUCUCACCACGCCCAUUUACAUAGCGGCGAAGCACGCCAUGAAUGGCUUUAUCCGCUCGCUCGGCGCCCUCGACGCGCAACUGGGCAUCCGCGUCAACGGCGUGGCUCCCGGUGUUAUCAAGACACCGCUUUGGACCGAGCACCCGGAAAAAAUGACGUUUCUCGAUCUGUCCAAGGACAUGUGGGCGACGCCCGAGGAGGUGGCAGAGGCCAUGCUGAGGUGUCUGCAGGAGCCUGACCUGGGCGGAGGCACCAUCCUCGAGGUGGGUGCUAAUCAGACGAGGCUCGUCGAGGCUUUGAAUGACCCCGGACCCAGCGGCGCCGGACAUACGGUUAGUAAGUUGCAGGAUCAGUACAGCGAGGUAUACGGGUGGUUGGGCCAGGAGGGAUGGGGUGUUAGCCAGACAAAGGGUUGA
Messenger RNA from Exserohilum turcica Et28A, 906 nucleotides. RefSeq lists its product as uncharacterized. The coding region runs from base 1 to 906 and encodes 301 amino acids. NCBI's taxonomy places the organism in Eukaryota, Fungi, Ascomycota, Dothideomycetes, Pleosporales, Pleosporaceae. The record is from RefSeq and is a predicted model, not a curated record. The transcript is spliced from 2 exons. Gene Ontology annotation, cellular component: cytoplasm. Gene Ontology annotation, molecular function: oxidoreductase activity, acting on the CH-OH group of donors, NAD or NADP as acceptor.